AAACCUAAACCUCCGUCGUGUCGCCUACAGGUCCAGUUCCAGUUCCAUUUCACUGCUUCCCAUCCCUCCCCCCUUCCCGCUGUCAGUCACACCGCUUACCGACCAUGGUCCAUCAUCACACCACAUUCUUUCUUCCGGUGCCCACUUCCCAUCCCUCCUUCGCAAUAACAUCAUUCGAUCCAUGGUUACCCUGCCCCUCUGCUAUCUAGGUGGGUUUCAUCAUUUGCCGGCCUCGUCUAUGCAUCCAUACAGAAUGCCCACGUUCCUGUGAUCUCCGACAAUAUCGAUCGCGACGAGGGACGGUUUCCGUGCCGUGGAAGAGAUUUCUCCAAUUCCUUCCAGUACACAACGCCAGUUGGUACGUAUCUCCAUGACAGCGGGGGGUUGGAAAAAAGGAACCUUUCGGUAGCGAGUUCAUGUUUCAUGAUAAUACAUUCGCGACGCCUCCGUUCCUUACUUUCGUCGCAAAUUACUGUUGAGGGUCGGGACCUUUUAUUCUCUUGGCUUCUGGUGUCUCGCCCCCCGAUCGAUUUAGAUGACAAGGCACCAUCAUUGCAGUAGCAGGAUUACACACAGAUGCCUACAUGGAAGGAAACCUCCAGGUGCGUCCUAGAUCGGACGUUGUUUAUCCUGCCGCCUAUAGAUGAAAGGAGCGGUAUUGCCAAUCAGAAACUUUCUUUCCUCGGCGUUGUGGGCGAAGGCCGCAUGCUUCUUCAAUUUGCCAUGCGCUGGGAAAACGCACGCUAGGAGUGGUGUUCCAGGUCUUGUUCCCUUUUUUUUUUCUUUUCCUGAUCGAUUAUCAUGCGAGGAGUACUGGAAGUGGCUCAUCCUUGUUUACCCGUAUCCCUGCUUGAAUGGUGUCUCACAUACUGGGGUUGAACCCUGUCGGCGACAACGUUGGUUACAGGGCAAAACAUCCGAGCAGGCUCCGAUGUAGGAAUGCUAGGCUGGGGUGUUGUUUUUUUUCCCCUCGGGAGGCAAAUAGUGUGUACUGGUGCUGUAGAUGGUUGGAAUGGAGACCCGGGUUUGGUGUUUAUUGCGGGUCUCCAAUGAAUCUCAGCAAUGGGGGAGUGCACAUGACCUUUAUGACAUCUGAUCUGCCCGCUCGCUGGUGGAGGAAUGGAGUCAUUGUUUAGUCUGAAUGAUGGAGACCGUUCCUUUCAACCAUUGAUUGAGUGAUAGUAGAGUAGCAACGAAAACACAAGAAAGCCCGGGCCGGGAGUGGAAAACCGAGUGUGGAUACGGGGUCACUCCAGUGGGAUUUGACGACUCGAAAGGCGG
Aspergillus welwitschiae is the source of this 1281-nucleotide messenger RNA. RefSeq lists its product as uncharacterized. Lineage: Eukaryota; Fungi; Ascomycota; Eurotiomycetes; Eurotiales; Aspergillaceae. The transcript has 2 exons. The record is from RefSeq and is a predicted model, not a curated record. The coding region runs from base 644 to 937 and encodes 97 amino acids.